CUGAGAGGCCCAGCUGGAUGAAGUGAACAAUUUUUGCUUUGCACCUCACCGGACAGCAACGAUAAUGGAGUAAAGCAAGAUGCGCCGUGCCCGUCUCCAGAAGAGGCUGGGACCCCAGCGGCCAGAGUGUCUAGCGGCCAACAUCACCCUACGACCGAGCCAUCUCCUCUCCAUGGAUUCCGAAAGAGGAAGGAAUGCAAGUCAAGUCAAGUGUUUAGGUCCUUUUCAUCCUGCUUCGCUGCAUAGGUCCUUUUCAUCCUCCAGGGGGUGUCAAACAUGCCGACUGAUCAGAUUCUUGGUCAUCACAAGAUUUGGGCAAGGGACUUGAAGGAGCUAGUCUAUGAUAUUGAAAACAGUGUCGAUGCUUUCAUGGUGCGUGUCGAUGCUUCUGUGCGCGCCAAGCCACAUAGCUUCAGAAGGUUUUUUUGACAAGACCAUCAGCCUGUUGACAAAGGUCAAAAAUCGCCAUCGUAUCGCGGAUGACAUUCAAGACAUCAAGAGCCGCAUUAAAGAGGUUACUAGUAGGCGAGAAAGAUUUAAGUUUGAAGAUGCUGCAGUGCAAACUGAGAAUACAGCAAUGGACCUUCGGUUGCCAGCUCUCUAUGAAGAUGUAAAGAAUCUCGUUGGCGUCGAUGGCCCUGCAGAGAAGCUCGCUGCUUUGUUAAUCUUGGAAGGAUGUGGAAAAACAACAGCUAAUGGUUGUCUCUAUUGUUGGCAUCGGAGGACUCGGAAAAACAACUCUUGCCAACUCAGUGUACCAGAGACUCAAAGGAGGAUUUCAGUGUCAUGCUUUCGUUUCGGUCUCGCUUAAGCCAGACAUAAAGAAGAUAUUUAGUAGCAUUCUACGGCAGGUUAGCAACAAGGAGUACCAAAAUGCCGAGGCAUGGAAUCAUACUGAACUUAUAGAUGAAAUCAGAAGUAUCCUGGAAAGAAAGAGGUACUUCAUUGUAAUUGAUGAUUUAUGGGAAGAAAAUGCAUGGAAAAACAUCAAAUGUGCUCUGGUUGACAAUAAUUUUGGUAGUAGAAUUAUUGUGACAACACGUAAUAUUAAUGUGGCUAAUUUCACUUCUAAGGAUGAAGUGUAUGAACUAGAUACUCUCUCUGAAGAGGACUCCGGAAGACUACUAUGUAAAAGGGUGUUUAACGAAGAAGAUGGAAUUUAUUCUGAACUAGAAGAGGUAACAAAGAAAAUUUUGAAGAAGUGUGGUGGAAUACCAUUAGCUAUCAUUACUAUAGCCAGCAUGUUGGCUAGUAUACCUAACACAACAAAGUAUGAAUGGUAUCGUGUGUGCAAUUCUAUGGGUUCAGGAUUUGAAAAAUACAAGACUUUGGAUAACAUGAGAAAUAUAUUGCAUCUAAGUUAUAGUGAUCUGCCUUCAUAUCUAAAGCCAUGUUUAUUGUAUGUAAGCAUGUUUCCAGAGGAUUAUGAGAUUCCAAGAAGGCACCUGGUACGGCUUUGGGUAGCAGAGGGUUUUGUUGCUGAAAAUCAGGGGAGCAAUUCCUAUGAUAUUGGAGAGAGCUAUUUUAAUGAGCUUGUCAACAGAAGCAUGAUUAUGCCGGUAGACAUGGAUGAAUAUGGUGUUGCAAGAGCUUGUCGAGUACACGAUAUGAUACUUGAUCUUAUCAUUUCCCUUUUAGCACAAGAAAAUUUUUGCAACAUACUCGACGGUCUUCACCUCAAAUCUACAUUGUGCAAGAUUCGACGAAUAUCUCUGCAAAGUGAACAAAUGAUACUGCCAAAAAAGAUAAUAUGUCUCGUGUCAGUCACUGAUAGUCUCUUUUUAUUUCUUUUCAUGAUCAUGUUGUUAUUAUUCAUUUAUGAUGUCACUUGAUUGUAGCACUUGAUUUUGUUUUUAAAAUCGAGUGUGACAAGCAGGCUAGGACAGCUGGAGUGGGGAGCUGCACCUUUGUGGGGAGCACAUGUGGCGAGCCGCACCUUUGUACCUCACGGACCCGGCCUUGCUAGGUUAACAGCACGGCCUCUUCUCCAAAUUAAAGGUUGCUAGUUGCACUUGUUGAAUCCGCGGUUUCUGAUCAAAGGAGGUGGACACUUUAUCAUACUUAACCUUGGGCCUUGUUUACUU
Molecule: messenger RNA, 2084 nt
Organism: Setaria italica (foxtail millet)
Lineage: Eukaryota; Viridiplantae; Streptophyta; Magnoliopsida; Poales; Poaceae
Product: disease resistance protein RPM1-like
Exons: 3
Coding region: 696-1832 (378 amino acids)
Biological process (GO): defense response to other organism
Molecular function (GO): ADP binding
Source: RefSeq, a predicted model, not a curated record